AUGUCGAGCACAGCUGAGAGCGCCGAGCGCCCCUCCCCAGACAAGGUCCUGGUCGACAUCGCCGACUACAUCCAUAAUCACAAGGAUUUCUCCCCGCUGUCAGUCGAAACCGCGCGUCUAUGCUUGAUUGACACCAUUGGCUGUGGGCUGGAGGCGCUUCGAUUCGAGCAUUGUAGGAGGUUGCUUGGGCCAGUUGUAGAGGGCACGGUUGUCCCCAACGGCACGAAGGUUCCCGGAACAAACUACCAGCUCGACCCAAUUCGCGGUGCUUUCAACAUCGGUACUGCUAUUCGAUGGCUCGACUUCAAUGAUUGUUUCCUCGCUGCCGAAUGGGGUCAUCCAUCCGACAACCUCGGUGCAAUCCUUGCCGUCGCAGACUACCUAACCCGCUCGGGCAAAGCCCAACUAACAGUGCUCGAUCUCCUUCACGGUAUGAUCCAAGCACACGAGAUCCAAGGCUGCAUCGCCCUUCUCAACUCCUUCAACCGCGUCGGAUUGGACCACGUCGUCCUCGUCAAAGUCGCUUCCGCAGCAGUCAUCUCUCGUCUUCUCGGUCUCUCUCACCAACAGACCAUCGACGUCGUGAGCCAAGCAUGGGUAGACGGUCAAUCCCUCCGUACAUACCGUCACGCCCCAAACACCGGUUCGCGUAAAUCAUGGGCUGCAGGAGAUGCUUGUGCACGUGCCGUACACCUCGCUUUGCUCGUCCAGCGUGGUGAAAUGGGUCUUCCUUCCGUUCUUUCGGCGCGCACCUGGGGAUUCUACGACGUCCUCUUCAAGGGCAACCAAUUCGACUUCCAGAUGCCCUACGGGAACUAUAUAAUGGAGAACGUACUAUUCAAGAUUUCGUACCCUGCCGAGUUCCACGCGCAGACCGCUGUUGAAGCGGCACUUACUCUGCAUGCGCAAUUGAAAGCACGUGGAAAGAGUACAGACGAUAUUAAGAAUGUGCAGAUCCGAACUCAGGAAGCUGCUAUGCGGAUUAUCAACAAGAAGGGCAAGCUGCACAAUUUCGCGGAUAGGGAUCACGACAUCAACUACAUGGUUGCCUACCCUCUUAUCUUCGGCGAGCUAACCACCGAAUCCUACUCCGACGAAGCAGCGGCAGACCCACGUAUCGACGCCCUACGCGCAAAGACACACUGCGUCCAAGACAAACAAUUCAGUAUAGACUACCAUGAUCCCGAAAAGCGCUCCAUCGGGAACGCCAUCACCAUCACGCUCAACGAUGGUACCGUCCUCGACGAAGUCGCCAUCGAAUACCCAAUCGGCCAUAAGCGUCGUCGUUCAGAGGGUACACCCCUCCUGAUGCGCAAGUUUGAGCGUCAUGUCGGUCAUCAUUUCGAUGAGACGCGUAAGAAAAAAAUCUUGGAGACAGUCUCAGAUGCGGAAAGCUUUUUCAAACUACCUGUUGACAAGUUCACCGACUUGUUCGUGAAGGCGUAA
This is a messenger RNA of Fomitiporia mediterranea MF3/22, 1446 nucleotides long. Its product is annotated as 2-methylcitrate dehydratase. The transcript has 6 exons. Gene Ontology annotation, cellular component: mitochondrion. The record is from RefSeq and is a predicted model, not a curated record. The coding region runs from base 1 to 1446 and encodes 481 amino acids. Gene Ontology annotation, molecular function: 2-methylcitrate dehydratase activity; 2 iron, 2 sulfur cluster binding. Lineage: Eukaryota; Fungi; Basidiomycota; Agaricomycetes; Hymenochaetales; Hymenochaetaceae.